AUGUCUAAUUAUUCUUGCUAAUUUUGUUACAAGAGAACAACUCUAGGAUAUAUCAAAAACUAUUUCCCUAGUGAAAUCAAUUUGCAUCAAAUGAUUAGACACACUCUCUAUCAUAAAUAUGCCACUUCAUAAAAUUACUAUUAUACCAAAGACAUUAAUGAAAUAUUAUCCAAAACUUCUACUGCCAGAACUAUACUGUAUCAUGUAAAAUAUUCAAAUAUAUUUCUAGGAUUAUCUAUGUUAUGAUGAAGAAGAUGAAUAUAUUAAAAGAUUUUAUCAAAUGCAUGAAUAUCCUCCCAAAUCAAAACUGCUUACAGAAUUCUACAAAUUUCAUAAAGAUUUACCAAGAUGGGUAUUGAAACAUCCCAUACUCAAAAUUCUCAAUUAUUAUUACGAUAAAAGAAGGAAAAUUGAAUUUUACAAAAUUUAAAGACAAAUUGAAAUUGAAAAUUAAAUGAACCCAUGUGAUCCACCAAAAGGAAUUGUAGGUGAUAAACCAUUACUAAGUGAUUCCACACCAGAAUCUGAGAAUUCUGAACCAUAAUCCAAAGUUAAUGUUGAUAACAUUCUCAAAGAAAUCAGUUUCUCUAAUAAGAAACCUCAACCCUCCCAAGAAAUUAGUCGCAUAUUAUAAGUCCCUGAAUCUCCUCCUAUGGGUGAAAUACAGUAAAUGAUAAGUUUGCUAAACCUAAAAUCAGAUUCUCCAAAUCAAAAACAACAAUACCAAUGGUUUAAAAAGAAGAAGACUCAGGGCAAGAAAUCUCUUAAAUUAGAUGAACUUGCCUUAUCUUUGUCUGCCAGAACUCAUUAAAAUCCCUAAGAAGCAAAAAUGCCCUUAUCGGCCAGAUAUCAAUAGUCUUAUUCCAAUAGAUUGAUUGACUAAAGUAAUUUGUCCAAUCAUAUUUAGUCUAAACUAAACUUUACAAUAAACACUCUUAAACCAUCUCAAGAGACAAAAUUAUUGAUUUUAAAUAAAAUAAAGAAUAAUUCAUGUAACAAAUUCAUAUAUUACCGUAAUAGUAAAAAAUUCAAAUUAGAUGAGAGGAAUAAAAAAAGCAAUUCACCCAAAAAAAAUGAUCAAAAUAAAGCAAUUUAGGAAAUCAAAUAACUUGAAUUAAAAAUCAUUAAAAGUCUAUAAGAAAUGAAGAAUAUCAAAAGUAAUAAUUUAUCAAGUCAUGAAUCUAAACAAACACCCACUUAAAACCAAAAUAACAGCAAUUAAGUACUUUCUUUGGAUCAAAAGGCCUUGUAUUAGAUCCUCAAAGUUCCUGAUUCGUUUAGGCAAUUAAACUUUAACAAACUUCAAAACAAAACAAAUCCCAAAAGAUCUCAAGAUCAGAAUCAACGUUAAUAAAAAAACAACAACUCCUCACAACAUUAGAAACAUGUUUAAAUAUUGGAUAUGAAAAAACUAAUAUCCAACAAAAAAGAUAUCGCUCCCAAGACAGAGAGAGUAAAAAAGACUAUUCCGUCUCUAAACUUAAAUCUUAUUGGAACCAUAAAUUAAUCAACAUCAAUGACAACUAGGAACAAUAGCUUUACUCCAAGUUUAGCUUACGCGCAAUUAUUAACACCUAAACAAAAUUAAACAAAUAUAUAUAAUGAAAAUAUUAUUAAUAACUGGUAACAGUAAAAUACUCACAAUGUUGCGAUUAGGGAAAUCAAUAUGUAAAAAUGA
This is a messenger RNA of Paramecium octaurelia, 1678 nucleotides long. The record is from the annotation of a GenBank genome assembly. Lineage: Eukaryota; Ciliophora; Oligohymenophorea; Peniculida; Parameciidae.